AUGCGGAUCCGUUAUCCGUUCGCAGGAGCCUUUGUCUUCCUGAUCAUUCUCGCUGGCUACAUUGGUCUUCUUCCACACAGUGCCUCUUCAUCAAUUCCCACAAAUUUACAACCAAAUGACAAAUUUCUCCACCUGCUUACCUUCUUCCUUUUGUCGCUGACAUUCUACUGGGUGAUCGACACCACCCGACGACGGACUUUGCAUUUGACUCUCCUGGUCUGCACCCUUGGCCUCAGUGUUGGCUCUGAAAUAGUUCAGGCUUUCUUGCCUAAUGACCGUGCCUUCGAUCCAUUUGACAUUGUCGCCAAUGUGGUCGGAAGUCUCGGCGCCGUUGGUCUGUGCGGCUGGUAUCAUCGCCGCAUGCUCGAGCGCCGCCGGAAGAGCCGCUUUGGAAUGACGGAGGGAGGCGAGGAUGUUGAGCUCGGGACUGGGAUAGGAGACCAUUCUGCGCGCGACGAGGAUGCCCUCGGUCCGCAGGAAUCCGGGGUCAUGUCCCUGGAGCGAGAAGUGGAUACUUGGGACGAGAACGCUGUUGACAACUGGGAUACCGAGGAUGGACCCGGGCCAUCUGAACCCUCGACAUCGCCUCCAAGUUAUGCGAGCGCUGCGAGCGGUGUGCCCAUCUUGGAACCUAUAGGGAAGCGCAGUGAUUAA
Penicillium odoratum is the source of this 654-nucleotide messenger RNA. RefSeq lists its product as uncharacterized. The record is from RefSeq and is a predicted model, not a curated record. Bases 1 to 654 code for a protein of 217 amino acids. Lineage: Eukaryota; Fungi; Ascomycota; Eurotiomycetes; Eurotiales; Aspergillaceae. The transcript is spliced from 2 exons.